Messenger RNA from Gadus chalcogrammus (walleye pollock), 6457 nucleotides. It is a transcript of the gene trpm6, whose product is annotated as transient receptor potential cation channel, subfamily M, member 6. Gene Ontology annotation, biological process: monoatomic cation transmembrane transport; protein tetramerization; protein phosphorylation. Bases 251 to 6157 code for a protein of 1968 amino acids. NCBI's taxonomy places the organism in Eukaryota, Metazoa, Chordata, Actinopteri, Gadiformes, Gadidae. The record is from RefSeq and is a predicted model, not a curated record. Gene Ontology annotation, cellular component: apical plasma membrane. Gene Ontology annotation, molecular function: protein serine/threonine kinase activity; ATP binding; monoatomic cation channel activity. The transcript has 40 exons.
UGACACUCGGUUUUUCCUUUUAUCAAUGUUGCAACCAGUCAGGCCUUUGUUUCGGGGUAUUCUUAUCUGUGGAAAUUCCCAGAGCUGAUGCAUUGAGUGGGCAGAACGAAAGAAGUAUUGAUGGCAGGUUUACUAGCUUCUCAUCGCUGUACCAUUUACGAUGUUGCAAGAAUCAGAGAGCGCAAGUCGGAGACGGAUGCUUGGAUAUUCUGCUGUUGCUGGUGGCUGAACGGGGAAAAGUGACAUAAUUAUGUUCAACGACGCAAUGGGCUUCACUGGAAAGACACGGAGAUCGUGGAUUGAAGAAAGCUUCUCCAAAAGAGACUGUGUGCAUUUUAUUCCUUCCACGCGGGAGCCACACCGAUGUGUUCCAAUAUGCCACGUUUGUCAAAACCUGAUCAGAUGCUGCUGUGGACGCCUAAUAGGGGAGCAUUCCUGGCAGUAUUCCUGCCCCCGGAUAUCUCUGGUUCCCGGACCUGGGCCGGAGGUGGAGGAGCACUGGUCCACAGAGUGCCACACCAUAGCCAGCCCCACCGAUUCCUAUGGCACCAUAGACUUCCAGGAUAGUGCCGCGCGGGUCUGUCGCGCAAAGUACGUCCGUGUGUCGGUGGACUCCAGAGCCGACGACGUUCUCCAGCUGAUGCUGAGCGAGUGGCAGAUGGACCGACCCAAGCUGCUGAUCUCCGUCCAAGGGGGCUCCGAGAACCUCAUCCUACCCCCCAAGGUCAGCCGGGCCUUCAGCAAGGGCCUGCUCACGGCCGCCCUCAGCACCGGUGCCUGGAUCCUCACCGACGGGAUCAACACCGGCGUCUCCAAGUACGUGGGCGAGGCCCAGAAGAAGUUUGGGAGCCACAACCUCAGGAAGAGGAACACGGUGGGGGUGACCCCCUGGGGGAUGAUCAACAACAACAACAAUGACCUCAUCGGCAGGGAUGUGCACCGGCCCUACCAGUCUCUGGGAAACCCUCUGAGCAAGAGAGACUGUCUGAACAACUUUCACUCCCACUUCCUACUGGUGGACGAUGGCACCAUAGGGAAGUAUGGGUGCCAGCACGGCUUUAGAAGGCGCCUGGAGAAGCACAUUCAACAGCAGAGGAUACACCCUCGCAUGAACCAGGGAGUGCCUGUGGUGUGUGUGGUGGUUGAAGGAGGUCCAGCCGUGGUCACCACAGUGUUGGACUACGUCAGCAGCAAUCCUCCCGUGCCUGUGUUUGUGUUCGAGGGAUCGGGCAAAGCCGCAGACCUGCUUGCCUUCUUGCACAAGCAGACCGCUAUGGAUAGACAGCUGGAUGCUGACCUUCAGGAAGACUUCCUGGAUAAGAUUGGAAAAGAGUUUGGAGUGGACAGUAAAGAAGCCUCUGACAUCUUUUAUCUGCUUCUGAAUUGCAUGGAUUACAGGCUGUCGAUCACCAUCUUCGACUCAGAAUCCAAAGACCAACAGACGACAGAUUCGGCCAUUUUGACUUCUAUACUCAAGGGCACCAACGCCAGUCCUGCAGAGCAGCUGGGCAUGGCACUAGCAUGGGACAGACCGGAUAUUGCUAAGGACAAGAUUCUUGUGUAUGGGCAGUACUGGCAGAGAGACUCCCUUGAGCAGUCCAUGCUGGACGCCCUGGUCAUGGACCGCGUGGCGUUUGUCCAGCUGCUCAUCGACAACGGCAUGACCAUGAGCCGGUUCCUCACCGUGGAGCGCCUCGAAGAACUCUUCAACACGCCACAGGCCUCGUCCGACUGUUUUCUCCAUCACCUCGUCGCAGAUGUGAAACAAAGCUCCAUGCCAAGAGGGUACCGUCUCACUCUGGUCGACAUGGGCCUGGUGAUAGAGUACCUGAUUGGAGGAGCGUACCGGAGCAUCUACACGCGCAAGAGUUUCAGAGCGGCCUACAACCUCCUGAAGAUCCAGAACAAAGAGAAAGCCCGGGGUAGCGCUUGCUUCCUGUCCAAACCGAGGCGAGUGCUGACAUCCAACCCCCCCAGAGUCCCACAACGGCCUCACUUCUUCAGAACCGCUCAGCCGUACAAGUGCAAGGGGACAGACCCGUAUCCCGGCAACCAAGAGGCGAUGGCGUCGGCGGCCACGGCCGCCGACGUCACGCGCCUCGUGCACUUCAACUUCAACGACCUGUUUGUGUGGGCGGUGCUGCAGCGCCGCCAGCAGAUGGCGCUGUUCCUGUGGCAGCAUGGCGAGGAGGCGCUGGCCCGCGCCACGGUGGCCUGCAAGAUGUACCGCUCCAUGGCCUCUGAGGCGCGGCAGAGCACCAUGCACGAGACCCUGGCGGACCAGCUGAAGGCCUGCUCACUCGAGUUCGGGCAGCUGUCGGUGGACAUGCUGGACUGCGCCUUCCGGCAGAACGAGCAGAUGGCCAUGAAGCUGCUGACCUCGGAGAUGGACGCCUGGAGCCACUUCACCUGCCUGCAGAUGGCCGUGUCGUCCUGCCACCGGCCCUUCGUCGCUCACUCCUGCACCCAGACGCUGCUCACGGACCUCUGGACCGGCUCGCUCAACAUGAGGAAGAACUCCUCCUUAAGGAUCCUGCUCAGCCUGGUGCUGCCCCCGGCCAUCCGUCUGCUGGAGUUCAAGAGCCAGGCGGAGAUGUGCCACGUCCCCCAGGCCCAGGAGCCCCCACUGUUCGGCCGGGACCCCGGGAGGCCGGGGCCCCCGGACCCCAGGAGGCCGGGGCCCCCGGACCCCCAGAGGGAGAGCCAGGACGUGGAGAGUGCCCAGUCUUGCACUCAGUCGUGCCUGGGCUGCAUGUCUCAGACGUGCUCCGCCCUCACCAACUUCUGUGUCUUCUGGAUCCGGAGGUUCUACGAGUGCUACACUGCUCCUGUGGUCAAGUUCUGGUUGCACACCAUCACCUACUUGCUCUUCCUCAUAAUGUUCUCAUACACCGUCCUGGUGAGGAUGGGCGAUCGCCCCAGCGUUCAGGAGUGGCUGGUCAUCGCCUACAUCCUGUCCACCGCCGUGGAGAAGAUCAGAGAGGUGCUGAUGUCGGAGCCCAGGAAGCUGAGCCAGAAGCUGAAGAUCUGGUUCUCCGAGUACUGGAACGUGUCCGACUUCAUCGCCAUCCUGCUCUUCGUGGCGGGGCUCAUCCUGCGCUGGCAGACGGGCACCUUGCGGGUGGCGGGGCGCAUCAGCUACUGCCUGGACAUCAUCUUCUGGUUCGUCAGGGUGCUGGACCUGCUGGCCGUCAACCAGCACGCCGGGCCCUACCUCACCAUGAUCACCAAGAUGACCAGCAACAUGUUAUCCAUCGUGGUGAUGAUGGCGAUCGUGGUGCUGAGCUUCGGCGUGGCCCGUAAGGCCAUCCUGUCCCCCAACGAGGCCCCUUCCUGGAGGCUAGCCAUGGACGCUGUCUUCCAGCCCUACUGGAUGAUGUUCGGAGAGGUUUACGCCGGAGAGAUAGACGUGUGUGCGGAAAACAACAACGUGUGCCCUCCGGCUGCCUUCCUCACCCCCUUCCUCCAGGCCGUCUAUCUCUUCUUCCAGUACAUCAUCAUGGUCAACAUCCUUAUCGCCUUCUUCAACAACGUGUACUUCGACAUGGCCUCCUCGUCCAAUAUACUGUGGAAGUACAACCGCUACCGCUACAUCAUGACCUAUCAGGACAGGCCGUUCCUCCCUCCUCCCUUCAUCCUUCUCAGUCACCUGGCUCUGUGUGUCAGCGCCCUCUGCAGGUGGCUGAGGGGCGCCACCAAGGGAAGAGUCUCAGGCCUCAAGCUUUACCUCUGCCAAGAGGACCGCAAGAGACUCCACGAGUUUGAGGAGAAAUGUGUCCAUGAGUACUACCACCAGAAGAGCCAAGGUCUCCGCAACAACCAGAUCACACGGAUUAAAAACACAGCGGAGAGGACGGGCGAGAUGUCGGCGGUGGUGGGCGAGGUCUCGCAGCGGGUCGACUCCAUCCAGGACAGCCUGUCGGCCCUGGACGGGCAGCUGGGCCGGCUCCAGGACCUGUCGGCGCUGGCCGUGGACACCCUCAACCUGUUCUCGGCCUGCGACAGCCAGCAGCACCGCGACGCCCGCCUGGCCCCCUUCCGCCCGCAGGCCGCCCCCAGCGCCCCGCCGCGACGGGGGGCGUGCACCAGCACCCCGCCCACCCUGCUGCGGGGAGCCAGCCGGCUGGCCCUGCCCCCGCCCCCCCCCGAGAGCCACGCCACCGACUGGAGGAGCAGGCACCGGAGCCCGGGACACGCGGAGGAGACGUCCGGGAAGGACUCUCCGCCCGCUGCCGAGCGGCCGCCACCGGGAGACGACGGGCUCUCGCCCUGCGGCUCCUCCCCUACGGGGGCCAUCGGCGGCGGCCUGUGUGAGCGGCCCCCGCCCGUCGGCUCCCAGGAGCCGGCGGGCGGCGGCUCACUGCCCCACGCCCCCGCCGCCGCGUCUGGGGGAGACGGGGGGCCGGACCACCGCUCAUGGAGCCAGGGCCCCGCCCCCUAUCCCGGCCAGGACCCCACCGCCAUGGAGGAGGAGGAGGAAGAGGAGGAGGAGGAGGAGGAGAGGGAUCAUAAGGAGGGUCUCCGGCCGGAGAAGACCGACCCCGGCGGCUCCCCCUCCCUCACCAAGAGCUCGCCGGACUCCGCCUCCGGUCGGGACGGCGGCCGACGGCCGCGGCGCCGUCCGCUGCUCUCCAGCCGCUGGGCCACCAUGCGCAGGAAGCCCUCGCGCUGGGCGGGCGUGGCCCGGGAGCGGACCUACGGCCACUACGCCUCGCUGUCCUCCAGCGUGGAGAGCCUGGCCUUCGCCGGGGCGCCCCUGAGCCCGCUGAGGGGCUCCUUCCCCCUCCUGGCCAGACCGCGGAGCGGGGACACGUCCCCCGGCGGGAGGGCCCGACACGUCCGGGCCUCGCUGAAGGGCAGCCGCAGCGAAGAAUGGUCCAAAUCCUCCGACCUGGGGCUCCACUGGGCCAGCAGAGCUAGAGGCAUGAACAAGAAGACCGUCAAAAUCCAGGAGAAUAUGUCUGACCUGCAUAGGAGAAGGAGCCAGAGGAUGAAGGGGCGAUGUUGGUCGGCCACAGCCAGCCUCAGUCAACUCAAUUGUGAGCCCGUGGAAUUCCUCCAGAAACAAGCUUUUCUGCCUCCGGACCACGCGAGUCCCAGUUCCUCCGUUUGGAACAGCUUCGCCCAAUCAGUGAGCCAGCGGCCUUCUUUAACUAGUGGAAUCCUGCCUGAAGCAAAGAACUCCUUAUUACAAUCAACUGAAGAUUUGUAUCCUCACUACUCAGCGAUGGAGAGGAACAACCUGAUGAGGCUGGCACACGACAUCCCCUUCACCCCAGCUCCCCUCAUGGGGGGCGAGGAGGUGAGCGUCUACACCCUGGAGGAGGCCACCUCGUCGGGCCCCCCCGAGGCCUCUGGCUCCUCCUCCUCCUCCUCCUCCCCCUCCUCCUCCUCCUCCGACGACGAGCCCGCCUUCUGCUGGUCGUCCCAGGGUCUGUCGGCCACGCUGCAGACCCUCUACAGCGAGGUGGGCUCCCUGGACGGGGGGCUCUGCCUGGGCACCCGGGUGCUGUGCACCUGGGCGGAGCGGGAGGUGCUGCGCCCCGGGGCGGUGUACGUGGUGAAGGCCUUCCGGCCCGAGGUGGUCCGCGUCUGGCAGAGGCACUUCCACGGCAGCACGCCGCUGCAGCUGUGCCUCAGGGAGAUUCAGCAGCAGGCCGCCGCCCAGAAGAUGAUGGAGGUCUUCAACAAGGUCAAACCCGAGGACAUGCAGCACUCCCCAAGGUUCCUGGACCUGUCCCUGGUCCUGUGGCACUCCACCGGCCAGUGGAUGACCAUCGAGGGGUACAUGCCCGGCAAUUUCAAGAAGUACAACAACAACACGGGCGACGAGAUCGCCCCCUGCAGCUCGCUGGAGGAGACGCUGCUGGCCUUCUCCCACUGGACCUACGAGUACUCCCGCAAGGAGCUGCUGGUGCUGGAUAUACAAGGAGUGGGAGAGAACCUCACCGACCCGUCGGUGGUCAGGGCUGAGGAACAGAGGUUCGGCGCCACAGACGGCGAGAUGAUGUUUGGGCCCGACAACCUGGGAGACGCCGCCAUCAACCGGUUCCUCCUGAAGCACGCCUGCAACGCCAGCUGUCACCGGCUGGGCCUAUCGGCGUUAAGGAGGGGCUCGGACGCGCGGGGGCACGGACCGGAGGAUGGUGACCUCUGACCUGGGAAGUGCAAAAGGUCUUUGGGGGCAACGGAGGCCCGGUUCGGAUGGUGCUUCGCCGCCGAAGUUCCCCGUUGUUGUUAUUGUGCAAUUAUUUUUUUUCAAUUUUUAUAUUCGUAUUCAAAGUUAUAUAUGAAAAGAAAAAAGAAAAAACACUACAGUGUAUGCAUCAUUUGUUAACAUUUUAUGCUUGAGAAUGGAAUAGUGCAAUAAUCCUAAUAUAUAUAUAUCGAGAUUUGUUUAUUUCUUUGUGUAAUAAUAAAAUAGCUCUUUUGCAAGUUCAAAUCUUGUCUUCAAUAU